This is a messenger RNA of Vigna unguiculata (cowpea), 990 nucleotides long. RefSeq lists its product as uncharacterized. The record is from RefSeq and is a predicted model, not a curated record. Lineage: Eukaryota; Viridiplantae; Streptophyta; Magnoliopsida; Fabales; Fabaceae.
AUGGAGGAUUUCAUGCGCCACAAGCCGGCGAAGUUUACCUGCAAAGCCACCCCAGAUGAGGCAGAUGCGUGGCUGUGUGAAUGUGAGAAAAUCUUCGGGGUGAUAGAGUGCUCGGAGGCUCAAAAACUUACUUUUGCCACCUUUCUGUUGGUGACAGAGGCAGAGUACUGGUGGAUGGGGAUGUGGCAACAGAUGCAGACCCGCGAGGAGGAGGUGAAUUGGGUUAACUUCAGAAAGAAGUUUGUAGAGAAGUACUUCCCCGACAUCGCUAAGCAUGAGCGUGAAGCUAAGUUCCUUACCCUGCAGCAAGGGUCGAUGUUAGUGCAGGCAUAUGUGGAGAAAUUUGAGUAUUUGGCGAGGUUUUACUCUCAGACUGUGACGAAGGAGUGGUGUUGCAGGAAAUUUGAAGGUGGCCUAAAGCAUGAAUUGAGGCACUUCAUUGCCAAGAGUGUAGAGCAAUUGGAGAUAGGACACAGCAAGGUCAGCAGAUCUCAGAAGACUAGUGCUGAGGACAGACAACAGAAGAAGCCCUAUAGCCGACCGCCAUCAUCCUCACAGAAGUUGUGGUGCUAUAAUUGUGGAGGAGAACACCUGAGGAGAGAUUGUACACAGUCUGCGGGCAGUGGGGGAAACAGUGCUAGCACUCGAGCUUCGCACUCCUUUAUAUCUCAUGACUGCGUGAAGAAUCUGGGAUUGUCGACUCGUGAUCUGGGAUGCGAGUUAAUAGUCUCAACACUAGCAUCUGGGCAGGGUUCAACUAUUUCUGCCUGUGUUGGAUGCUCGAUGGAGGUAAAGGGCAGGCGAUUCAAGGCGAACCUAAUAUGCUUGCCUUUGGAGGGACUGGACGUGAUACUAGGCAUGAACUGGUUGUCAAGUAAUCACAUUGCCAUUGAUUACGGACGACACAGAGUGGUGUUCCCUGAAUCGAAAGGGUUUGAGUUGAUCUCAACUCAUAAAGCUUUAAAGGAGAUCGAAGAAGGAACUACUUGA